AUGUCUCAGCUUUCCUGUUCAUUUGCGAUCUUCUGUGGAACGGAAUGCGAUUUCUCUUCGCGAUGGCCCGGACGGCAACAACUUAUACCACUAAAUUCGUGUGCCGAUGGCAUAAAGGAACAUCUUAGAGAUGUAAAUGUAUCUCAAUCGUGCGUUGUAUCCGAGAAAAAGCUCAUUUUAGCUCGCGUUGGUUUGUUCGAAGAUGAUGACGGCCUCAAUUUCACGAUCUGCCCCAAACAUCGCGCAGUCCUUGGAGUAAGAUUCCGACCACCAAAAAAAUGCCAGCAUCCUCUUCACGGCAAUCGAAAGGGCAAAGGUGACAGAGGCGUCAAUCUGAAGACGGCAAAAGAAAUCAAGCGAAAGUGGAACACUGUAGUUCCAGUCGGUGCAGGUAAUUAAAAAGAUUUUAUUUUGCAUAGGGUGUUGUUACUGACUUGCUUACUUCCUAUGCGCACGGCAACUGAUAUGAAAGGCGGAUAGACAAACAUACUCAAUUGGACCGUGUGACCCGAAACGCAUAGAUCACGCGUGGAAGGGGAGGAUAGGCAAGGAAGGCCUUCCCACGAGGCUUUGGCCAACGUGGGUUAGUCAGACCCGUCCCUAGUCGUCUCUCAUUGAACCUCUCCCUACUAGCAUAGGCGCGCAUGGUUUGAUGGGUAUGAUGUGUCUUGCGAAGUCGACUGGGGACGAGUUAGACCGAGACAACUUCGAAGGUGCUAAGCAACCUACCAAGCUAAGAUUGUUACUUCAGCUGUGUUUUUUUUACCUAUAUGCUGUUAAUUUACUAUCCAUUUUGAAAAUUCUGCUAUAAGACUUUUAAAAGUGUGUGAAAAUGAAAUUCGUGUCAUCGCAGGCGCCAAUAGCUUACUCAUCAGUACCAGGGCGCAUAGGUGUGAUAAUAAUUCUAGUAACUCGCGGACGAAUUUAAUUAAUUUUUCCUAAAUUAAGUAGCCGGGAUAACGGGGGCAGCGAGGGGAAAGGGGUUGGUAGUUUAUUAAUAGGGCACAUGUCCAACUUUUUUUUAAUUCUAAAAACCCACUGAGUAUACUAUAAAAUGAAGACUUUAUAUGUAAAAAAAUUCCUACUUACUAGGCAUAUGCAGAAACUGUAGAGGUGCCCACUCUGAAUUUAUGAAAGAGUGUGAGCCACCCUCUGUGUUGGCUACCUUAACUGAGGGAUCCCAAAUUUCUGCUACGCAAGAGGAGGAGUUUGUGGGUCACACUCCAGCGACAUCAACAGAGCACGUUGCAACAGAGUCAACUGAGCCAGAAGAAGAGGAAUUUGUGUUACCACGUUUGCGAGUGCGAUUUCAAGAUGAGAUUUUGAGCGAGGUAGGAUUGAUGUGCCCCUUAAAUAUGUUUGAAUUGAUAAAUUUAAAAACUCCAAAAAAGAACUCAUAAUAUAUUUAAUAAUGAGGUUAUCAUAUUUUGUUCUACUUGAUUUUUUACCUAAUUCGACUGCGUGGUUCAUGUAAAAGAGUAAUUAUAACCGCGUCCUUCCACUCACUCGCAGUUGCAUAUUUUGUGGAUAUUGUAGUAAACUAUUACGGCAAUGGUGGGCGACGAAAGGGGUAACAUUAUUUCCCGUUCCCUAGCCUGUGCUCGUUCUCGUCACCCCCCAAAGUCGUACUUCAUGCUCGUCUCCUAGCAGCCUGCAGUUAACGUCCGCGCUCCGCAUAACUGCACUUAGCCUUGUAAAGCCUAUGGAAGAGGCAGAAGCAACUCUGACACCGAAUGACAUGUAUUUCUAAUUAUUUAGGCGCACAUUCAAUGCAUAGGUUCCUUCCUCGCUAAAAAAACUGUUCCUUUUAUUAUAGCAAAGCGAUCCGAAUUCAGAUAUCUUCUCAUCGUCCUCCCAAGGCUCGUUGGUAGAGGAAGAGACGUCUAGAGAGUGGCAACCAACACCCCAAGUUGAGCAUCAGUUGCAGCACCUCAACAGUUAUAUCCUUAAGUCAACUGAUGGCCGAAUCAGUCCAGUCAGGUCGCAAUGCAGGUCUGAUGUUGUGACUAUGUCGUCAUCGACGCGGCGCUAUUAUGGGAAAAAGGCAGAGCAAGUUGUUGAUUCCGUGUUGGAGGCUAUUGCACCGGGUAAUUCAUCAUGGCUGCUUCAACAGGUGAUUGCAAGGAACGAAAGCGGGCGUACUGUAUCUGGUGCUGCCGAGGACGACAGCCUGGUCUCUAGACUAGUAACGCUGUAUAAUGAAGCUAGAUCCUGGAACACCCAGCAACAGAUUCUCUCCCUCUUUGCUGGUGAUUACAGUAAGACAGAACUGCUGCAGCUUGUGCCAGGACUGACAAAGUUUAGGAUUGAUGAGGCCAGAAAACAUGCUUUUCAGACCAAGCCUGGAGAGCCUAUAGAGCCGCCAACCAUUACCAGAACAAGGCUGGAUCCCACUAAAGUCGACCAUUUCGUAGAUUUUGUAUCCAGUCCUUCAUUUCUUCAAGACGUUGCAUAUGGAACGAAAACUCUAAAGCUGUCAAGUGGAGAGAAAAUUGACAUACCUAACGUGGUGAGAACAGUCAUUUCGUCCCGUCUCAUCCAGCUGUAUCAAGCCUAUUGUACAGAAUCCGGCUUCACACCCCUUGGAAGAUCAACACUUUUCAAUAUCCUUAAGGUAUAGAUGGAUAUAAGGCCAUGUGUUAGACGACAAUUUUGGUUUUAAUAGACGCAAGUUAUUCCGUACUGUCUUAAGCUUAGUGUGUGGGAAAGUGUGUGUGUAUGUGUGAGUGGAGAAGGCCAGUACAAGCUGCAGAUUUUGCUUGGUAUGACAAGAGGAUUUUUACCCUCUUAUUCAAGCAGUACAUAAUUGACUACAAUAUACUUUUAUACUUCAGGUGUGCGCUGCUUCUCAGAAGAAGUCCUUGGCGGGUUUGGACAGCAUGCAAACGGACGGUGUAACUGCAAUUUCAUCUCUUGAAGUAGUAACUAGCAUACUACAGAAAAACGGUAAGACGGAAAAUUAGGUGAAGUCUAGCCUUUUGUCUUAUUUCCUUGAAUAUGGGACGCAACGUGUUGGUGUUUUUGUGUUUGGUGGGUGGGCGCACUCAAUUGAAGUGAGCUUUUUUAAGAGGGGCGUAUGAGAAAGUUCAGAGGAAAGGGAAACAAAAAAAAAUGAGUAAGUUGUCAAUUGCAGGAACCCUUUUUAUGUUUUAAGGUUAAUUUUCUAAUAUAUACUUUUCUUCCAAACCACUGAGCAUUUCUUUCCUGAGUGCACCUGUGAAAUAGUUACAGCCUGGAAAACUGGGCUAGCAAAAAGAAAGGUCAAUAAACGAGCUGCAUUUCCUAAUCGAGUUUGCCUUUUGUACAUGCUGCUAUCUUUGGUACGUCAAGGGUUUUAGCUAAUGGAAUUGUAUCCAUGUAGGUUUUCAAGAUGAAGAGGCAAAGGGAAUUUUGUCCCGUCUCAAAGCUGGAAAAAGAUAUGUGUCAACAGACUACAAGCUGCACAUCGCUACUGAGACUCCCUGUGCAGACCACUGCAGCAUGUAUGCACUUAGCAGCAAUGAAGCUGAGUACCGCGGGACAUGUUCACACCAACACAACAUCAACUGUGACCGUUUCAGCGACUUAAGGAAUGCUGUUUUAGAUAUUCAAGUCGCAGUGUCUGAGCUUCAAUUAAGGUACUACCUUUUAGACCUCCAGAACAAAAUGUUAGAAUUUUUCACCAAUCUAAACAUUUGUCUUUAUUUGUAACUGUUAUCUCCCUUUCCUUAAUUUUCUCAAGCAACGAUGAAAAGCGGGAGGAACUUCAGCAUGAUCUUGAGGCGGCAAUCCCAAAACUCGAGAUGUAGAAGUCACAUGUCAUAAGAUCUGUACAUCAAGAUGCCGCCAAGACUGCCGUGGUUGAUGCCCUUACCGAAACUGAAGCAUUGCUGAUCAUGAACUGGGCCAUGAAGUUUUUACCAACAAGCUACCGAGAGACUCAGCGUGAUUGGUUUGGGAAAAAGGGACUACCUUGGCACAUAACCGUUGCCAUUACCAAAGAUGAAAACGAAGAAAUUGAGGUACCAUUUAUAUAAAUGUUACAAUCGAGUUAAAACUAUACUUUAUUUUCCUUAACAGAUAUAUCGGAAAUAAGACCAGAUGCUAAAAAACAUUUAUCUGUCUUUCUGAGGUAUAAUCGCUGAUUAAAACAAUCAAAACGUUUGUAAAAGAAGAGAUUGUGUUGUAUUGUAAAAGACCCAUCUUCGGUUCCGGCCACAGCUGUAGGACGUAGUAAUUACGAUGUGGAAUAGUAAUUUCAUUGCGAACCCUCAGUUUUUAUCCACGCAAUUUAAUGCAAUUUCUUUACAAAGAUAACUGCUGCUAUACAAGCCACAGUGUUACUGAAUGUCUGAUUUUAAUAUUUUGUUUGUUUGAGAUCAAUCGAUUUUCUUUUACUCUUUAGACGCGCACCUACGUCCAUCUGUUUGAUGAGAGCAUUCAGAACUGGUUUGCAGUGGCCUCCAUUAUAGAAAAUACGUUAGAAACACUGAAAGCACUGAAGCCAAACCUCAACCAGGUAUAUCUUAGGUCCGACAACGCCGGCUGUUACCACUGCGCCUACCUUCUUCUGUCGCUCCCCAGUAUUGGUGAUCGUACCGGAGUCACGAUUGCACGAUACGACUUCAGUGAGCCGCAGGCUGGUAAAGAUAUCUGCGAUCGUCGCACUGCUGCAAUUAAAAGCCACAUUCGACGCUUUCUUAAUGAAGGAAAUGAUGUCAAGUCGGCCAAUGACAUGAAAACCGCCAUUGAGUCUUAUGGAGGCAUCAAGGGCUGCUAUGCGGCUGUGUGUCUAGUUCAACCAUCUGUGCAGACGAUGAGCAAGCAUAAUAUGGCUGGGAUACAGUCGCUACAUAACUUCUCUUACGAGAAUGGAGGCAUAAGGGUGUGGCGAGCCUAUAACGUGGGUCCUGGAAAGUUUUAUAGUGCAGCUCAGUUUGCACGGUUUGGUACUCCCCAAGGUCCUACAAAGCUCGUCAUAAUUCAUCCUUUUGGCAGACCACAUGUAGAGGUGGGUACCUAUCGCCAGCAACGCGCUAUGCCUGCAAGAUCUUCGUCUUUGCCUGGGUCACAUCAAGAACCUUCUGAAUCCGCACAGGCAGACCAGGUAGGAGAGAAGGUUAUGUUUCAUUGUCAAGAGGAAGGGUGUAUCAAGACCUUCCAGUCAUUUGCCUCGCUCCAAAGGCACCUGGACAUUGGUACGCACAUGGUGAGACUGGUAAAGGAGUCCACCUAUGACGAGAUCAGGCGAAAAUGGACGGAGGCAUGCCAUUCCCUGGGUGGUGGCUAUAUUCGGGGAGAUUCAGCUACUUUCGACUCCAGUGACCAAGCAACGCCUGGCGAAGUCUUGGAGCUAGGAUGGGCUCUUCAGAAAAAUCGAAAACCGGUAGCCUUUUCCGAGAAAGCGAAGAGCUAUUUGGUAGACGUGUUUUGGGACGGGGAGGAAACAGGAAAGAGGGCAAACGCCUCCUUUGUCGCCUCCAGAAUGAAGUCUUUGAGAGACGAGAACGGGCAGAAGAUGUUCACAAAGACCGACUGGUUGACAGAACAACAGAUUGCUCGAUACUUUAGCCGACUCUCCGCCCUCAAUAAGGCUGGUCGAUUACAGAGAACCCACUCUUCCUUAAUGAAUGAGGAAGAAGAGGCUGAUGCCGAUGAUCUUGUUGUAGAAGCCGAGGCUGUCCGGACAAGGCAGCAGAUAAGGAGGGACCUUGAACUUUAA
Porites lobata is the source of this 5701-nucleotide messenger RNA. The record is from the annotation of a GenBank genome assembly. Lineage: Eukaryota; Metazoa; Cnidaria; Anthozoa; Scleractinia; Poritidae.